AUGAAGAACGCACACGUGAACGGCGCUCGGCAUCGUAAACGUAUACAGGGCGGUUUUAAGCCAGUCCGCUGCCCUCUGUGCGAGACUCUGGUGCCCGGACCUGCAGGUUGGCGUCAGCAUGUUGGCGGCAAGAAGCACAGCAAGGUCGCUCGCACGAUGGGCGUCUCCGCCAAUGUCGAUCCCGAGGAGGCCGGCGGCGACGUACGCGGACACACAUUCUGUAGCAUCUGCGACAUAUACGUACGACAGGACCUCUGGUCACUUCAUCCCCAGUCCAAGGUUCACCAGAUAAGGAUCAAGUUCGGCGCCAUGCGCUCAGCCAUGGCGGAAGCAGCGAAGGACAAACAUGGCGUCGCAGUAUCUGGCGCAGAGGUUGUUGACCUCGGUGUGCUGGACAGCGGCCUCGGAGAAUCUCGCAAAGAAAUUGUUCUCGAUGUUCGUGCCACUGUCCCCACGUCAUCUAUCAUGUUCCUAGAGGCCAAGCUCUCGCCGAGGCGGGUUCAACAGACGAUACCGUUCUCCGUUCGCACGGAUGCCAUCAACAAGAAGCUUAUUUGUGGAAGGGUGGCGACUGUAGUCAUCUCCUUUGCUCGCGAACACCUCGGUAUCUAUGAGGAUAGAGUGGAGUUCGUCUUCGAGGACACCAACCUGAGGCAGAAGUUCCUCAUCGCCCGACAAGUUCGCGCUGUCGUUGCUGCUCCUGGAUAUAACGACCUCCAGCCGAAGGCGCCCUUCGUACCCAAGAAGCGGGCUUCUCGGGACCGCGAUGCUGACGUGGUUCCGGGAGAUCCGCCUCCUGCUCUCGGCGCGAUUCGCUACGUCGUACCCCUUCCGCACAAUCAUCUUACCGAUUACUGUCGGAAGAUCUUGUCCACCGGCGGCUCCGCAACAAAUAUUGCCAAGCAGUUCCGAGCAACCCUGCUGCCACAGACCUUCCAAGAUGCCACCUACGGGCAACACCUCAAGGCCCUAGUAUGGGCCGAGGAGUACAGAAGCGAGCAAGAUCUGCAAGUUUAUGACAUUGACAGUACGACAAUGAACAGGCAUAAUGCCUUCUACUUUCUCGAAGUCCCUGGAUUGGCUGAGAAGCGGCCUAGUGUGCUUGUUGGUGAUGGCAUUCUGGUACAGCCUAUCGCCCCCGGUAUCGAUGAGUCGAAGUGGUUCGAAGGAUGCGUUCAUGUCGUUCGACAAGUAGAAGUCGGGAUGAAGUUUAGUCGUAGCUUCCCCGAGUACUCACCGUCUCAGCUUUAUCGCGUGAGAUUCACGCUUAACAGGUACCCGCUUCGUCGGCAACACCAAGCCCUCGAUUACGCGUUUGCGCCGGCUCGACUGCUUUUCCCAACGAUCGAACACAUUCGGGUGUCUACCUCCGAACGGACCCCUCCUGCUGUGUACAACCCCCUUAUCGCAAAUAAUCCGCCUCAGCUUCAGGCUAUCCGCGCCAUUCUGCAGCUGCUGCCUGGUUCGCCGCCGUUCGCUCUCUUCGGACCUCCCGGUACUGGGAAGACCGUAACUGUAGUCGAGGCCAUUCGUCAGCUGCUGGACAGGGACCCAAAUGCGAAGAUCCUGGCUUGCGCACCAAGCAACAGCGCCGCCGACAUCAUUGCUGAGAGGUUGUCCGUUGCACUGGAUAAGGACGGGUUGUUCAGGUUCUAUGCACCUUGCAGGUACAAGGACCAAGUUCCGCUUGCCUUGCGUGAUUACACCUGCACAACAGCGUCGGGUCACUUUACCGCUCCACCCGUCCCGGUUCUCAAGCGCUACCGGGUGAUCGUAUCGACUUGCGUUUCGGCAUCGUUCGCUCACGGCGUCGGCAUGUCACAGGGCCACUUUACACACAUCUUCGUCGACGAGGCGGGACAAGCGACAGAGCCGGAAGUCAUGAUCGGCAUCAAGACAAUGGGCGACAACGACACGAACGUCGUCCUUUCGGGCGACCCGAAGCAACUCGGGCCCAUCAUUCGCUCGGCUGUCGCUCGCGAAUUGGGUCUGGAGAAGAGUUAUCUGGAGCGUAUGAUGGAUCGCGACAGUCAUCAGCCCGCGCGAUGGCAAGGCGUCACUGUCGUGCAGCUGACACAGAACUUCCGAUCUCAUCCUAGCAUCCUCAAAUUCCCGAAUGAGCAAUUCUACGGGAACAGUCUCCAGCCACACGGCGACCUCGCCGUUAUCAACUCCUACAUCGGCUCGUCCAUCUUGGUCAACCCAAAGUUCCCUGUCAUAUUCCACGCCUUGUCGGGACAGGACGCUCGUGAAGCUUCGUCGCCAUCGUUCUUCAAUGUUCUUCAAGCUCUACAGGUCAAGAAAUAUGUAGAGCAGCUCCGUUCUGAUCGCCAGGUCCGAAUCUCCGACCAGGAUAUUGCUGUGAUUGCGCCAUACCACGCCCAAGUUCUGAAGAUACGGGCCGCCCUUCGGGGGGUUGCAGACGGUAUCAAAGUCGGAAGCGUGGAAGAGCUGCAAGGACAGGAGCGUCGAGUGAUCAUCAUCUCCACAGUGCGCAGCAGUCGCGAGUUCGUCGAAUACGAUCUCAAGCACACCCUCGGCUUCCUGGCGAACCCCCGCCGGCUAAACGUCGCUGUCACCCGGGCGCAGGCGCUGCUCAUCGUUAUCGGCGAUUCGUCCGUCCUCUCGCUCGACCCUUUGUGGCGGAAAUUCCUCAACUACAUCUAUAACGAGGGCGGCUGGCGGGGCGAUGACCCUAUCUGGGACACCUGUGCUCCCGUCGAUGAAGAUGGAGGGUACGACGCCCAGGUUAGAGAAGCUGCCGCUGCAGACAUGAAUGACUUCAUGCGUCGAAUGGAGUCGCUUACCCUGCAGGGUCUCAACGGCAUCGACUCGGAGUCCGACGGCGAGGAGAACGUCGACCGGCCGUGGCGCGAGGUGGAGUAAUUUGUGCCGACUAUCUUUUGCUAGUAUCUUUGAUCAUCUUUAUGUGCUGUACCGAGUAGUUACGUCUUGAAAUUGCUUACCUAACAGAACGCCAGAACGUCAGCAUUCUCCACAAGCUUCCAGACCGAUUACCGCAAAGGGCAGGCAGCGACUUGGUGGCGCUCGCCGUCUGAUCCGCCAGAGAUAUAACAUCUCAUCAUCGAGCUGGGAUGCGUGGAGUCUACGGAACAAGGAAGCUCGUUUCACAUAAAAAAUAAAGUAUCAGGUAACUGCGCUGACGAGUACGCGGAGUGAAGUGGUAUAUUUCGAUGCGACAGAAUUGAGGGGAAGCGUCAUGACAGCCCACUAUCGGAUCCACGCCUGAUACUGCGGAGGGGUGUCGGUAGCCAGCCGUUUGGUUUUCCGUUCCUGUUGGCACCGGUGGAGAGGCCAACUUUUCGUAUUUGAUUAAGCCUGUUUAACGCACGUGAGCAGG
Phanerochaete carnosa HHB-10118-sp is the source of this 3361-nucleotide messenger RNA. RefSeq lists its product as uncharacterized. The record is from RefSeq and is a predicted model, not a curated record. Gene Ontology annotation, molecular function: 5'-3' RNA helicase activity; ATP hydrolysis activity; RNA binding. Lineage: Eukaryota; Fungi; Basidiomycota; Agaricomycetes; Polyporales; Phanerochaetaceae. The transcript has 10 exons. Bases 1 to 2886 code for a protein of 961 amino acids.